Molecule: messenger RNA, 678 nt
Organism: Monomorium pharaonis (pharaoh ant)
Lineage: Eukaryota; Metazoa; Arthropoda; Insecta; Hymenoptera; Formicidae
Product: succinate dehydrogenase assembly factor 2, mitochondrial
Exons: 3
Coding region: 105-557 (150 amino acids)
Biological process (GO): protein-FAD linkage; mitochondrial electron transport, succinate to ubiquinone; mitochondrial respiratory chain complex II assembly
Cellular component (GO): mitochondrion
Source: RefSeq, a predicted model, not a curated record
UUAGAUUAGGUUAGGUUAUGUUAGGUUAAAUUUGUUUAUUUAGCACGAAUAUUCUUAUACCAAAUCUGAGCAUUCUGGGCACAAAGAAUUAAACAUCCUUCAUAAUGAAUAUUAUUUGCAAUCGUGUCACAUCUCACAUCAGGCUGCUUGUAUUUACGAGAAAUGUGUCGGUGAGUUGCAGAUGGAAAAACGACUUUCAAGAUAUAAUACAUAUAGAGGGUCAAGAACCUGGUAUUCCACGUUACGGGGAACGCGAAGGAGAAGAUACAAAUCUCAAAAAAGCACGAUUGAUAUAUCAAUCUCGUAAACGUGGAAUGUUAGAGAAUGGUCUACUUCUUAGCACUUUUGCACACAAGUAUCUGAAUACGUUUGAUGACAAACAGUUAAAAUUAUAUGAUCAACUUAUAAAUUUGCCAUCCAAUGAUUGGGAUAUAUUCUAUUGGGCAACUGGUGUUAAACCUACCCCACAUGAAUUUGAUAAUGAAGUGAUGGACUUACUUAAAAAGCAUAUUCAAAAUGAAGAUCGACAAGCUAGAAUAAUGCAACCAGAUUUAUAAAUAAUAUAUUACAUAAAACGAAUAGAGAUUUAUGAGAAUCUAACAUGUAAUGAUAUAAUCUAGACUGUAAACUUUAUUAAAAUUACGUUAUGAAAGGCAAUGAAAAAUUUAUUUCAAACAA